Paramecium sonneborni is the source of this 4587-nucleotide messenger RNA. Lineage: Eukaryota; Ciliophora; Oligohymenophorea; Peniculida; Parameciidae. The record is from the annotation of a GenBank genome assembly.
AUGUUACAUGAUUAAAUUUCUAAUGUUGGGAUUUGGUUAGAAUAAUUAAAAAAUGGAGGAGAAUUUUAUAGUAGAAAUAAGUUAAAUAAUAAAGAAUAAAGAUUAUAAUAUAUUGUAAUAGAUAAAUUGGAAAAUUUAUCAUUCCCUCCAGAAAUUGAUGCCUAUGAAACUUAACUUAAAUUAAGGAUGUCAGCUACAAUAUAUGAUUUAAAAACUGAAUAAUUUAUAUCAAAUACAUACAAGAGUCCAUAUUUAACAAUAUUUUUGACAGACUUAGUAAAUAUGGCAGAUAAUCCAGAUGAAGGAGAAUUAAAUGAGAAUGAAAUUCCAUAAAAAAAGUAGACUAGAAAUUAACCAAAAUUAAGAAGUGGAUAAGCAAUAACAAGAUAUUAACAUGCUGCUGUUUGGAUAGGAUUUGUAAUGAAUAAAGCAUAAUAUUUAAAAGAAUAUAAAUUAGCAGUAGAAUUUACAUUAUCUUAAUAUAGUAAUAAAACAAAAUUGACAACUACAUUUAAAACACUUGGUUAUGCAAUGAUAGAUUUAUCUGCUAAAAUAACAUUUGCUGAUUUAUAUGCUGGAAGUGUAAGAGAUCUAACAAAUAGUUUUUAUAUAAGAGAAUAAAAGUAAAUAAAGCCAAUUUAAGUAAGUUAUAAAUGGAAAAGUUUUAAACAUGUUCCAACUGCUAUAAUGAAAUUAAUAGGUCCAUUUUUAUUAUUUGGUUAUGAUGAUACAGUAGUUGGUUUAAGAGGUAAUAAAUUACCACCUAUUAUUAAUGAUCUAAAAUAUUUGGAAUUAGAUGAAGCUUUAAAUUUGUCAUUUCCAAAAUGUAAAAUUUAUAUUCAUUAAAUUGUUGAUUUGGAAAUAUUUAAUUAUAUUUCUAAAAAGUAAUAAGAAUUAGCAUAAGUCUCUGAAAAAGAAAGUGAUAAUAUUAAAAUUACUAAAUCUAAAUCUAGACUUAUACCAUUUUGUCAUAAUGGUUGGAGAGAUGUAAAUGAAUUUGGAUUUGAAAAUAUUUAUAUAUUACAGGAAGUUGAAAGAAAUGAUAAAUUUAUUGUUUAUACAACUGAAAAACCAAUAAGAGCAGAUAGAAUUUAUAAAGAUUCUGCAGUAAUCUUUUAAUUAGUCUAUUAUUAUGAUAUUGAAAUCUUAGAAAUAUAAUAAGAUCCUAUCGAAGUUAAUGUUGGAUGGUUUGCAUUAACUCCUAAUGAUUGUACUAAANAGUAGAAAUAAGUUAAAUAAUAAAGAAUAAAGAUUAUAAUAUAUUGUAAUAGAUAAAUUGGAAAAUUUAUCAUUCCCUCCAGAAAUUGAUGCCUAUGAAACUUAACUUAAAUUAAGGAUGUCAGCUACAAUAUAUGAUUUAAAAACUGAAUAAUUUAUAUCAAAUACAUACAAGAGUCCAUAUUUAACAAUAUUUUUGACAGACUUAGUAAAUAUGGCAGAUAAUCCAGAUGAAGGAGAAUUAAAUGAGAAUGAAAUUCCAUAAAAAAAGUAGACUAGAAAUUAACCAAAAUUAAGAAGUGGAUAAGCAAUAACAAGAUAUUAACAUGCUGCUGUUUGGAUAGGAUUUGUAAUGAAUAAAGCAUAAUAUUUAAAAGAAUAUAAAUUAGCAGUAGAAUUUACAUUAUCUUAAUAUAGUAAUAAAACAAAAUUGACAACUACAUUUAAAACACUUGGUUAUGCAAUGAUAGAUUUAUCUGCUAAAAUAACAUUUGCUGAUUUAUAUGCUGGAAGUGUAAGAGAUCUAACAAAUAGUUUUUAUAUAAGAGAAUAAAAGUAAAUAAAGCCAAUUUAAGUAAGUUAUAAAUGGAAAAGUUUUAAACAUGUUCCAACUGCUAUAAUGAAAUUAAUAGGUCCAUUUUUAUUAUUUGGUUAUGAUGAUACAGUAGUUGGUUUAAGAGGUAAUAAAUUACCACCUAUUAUUAAUGAUCUAAAAUAUUUGGAAUUAGAUGAAGCUUUAAAUUUGUCAUUUCCAAAAUGUAAAAUUUAUAUUCAUUAAAUUGUUGAUUUGGAAAUAUUUAAUUAUAUUUCUAAAAAGUAAUAAGAAUUAGCAUAAGUCUCUGAAAAAGAAAGUGAUAAUAUUAAAAUUACUAAAUCUAAAUCUAGACUUAUACCAUUUUGUCAUAAUGGUUGGAGAGAUGUAAAUGAAUUUGGAUUUGAAAAUAUUUAUAUAUUACAGGAAGUUGAAAGAAAUGAUAAAUUUAUUGUUUAUACAACUGAAAAACCAAUAAGAGCAGAUAGAAUUUAUAAAGAUUCUGCAGUAAUCUUUUAAUUAGUCUAUUAUUAUGAUAUUGAAAUCUUAGAAAUAUAAUAAGAUCCUAUCGAAGUUAAUGUUGGAUGGUUUGCAUUAACUCCUAAUGAUUGUACUAAAGCUAAUGAAAAAUUAAAAUUAUAAAUUCAUGGUGAUAGAAAAUCAUUUAAUUCAUAAAAAUGGUAUGCUAAAUUAACACCUAAAUCACCAGGAGAAGCAAUUAUCACAUAUGAUUUUGUCUAUUUUGAAUAAAAAUAAGAGAAAAAAGGUAAUUAAUAAAAUAAAUAAAAAUAAUAAUAAUAAAAAUUGAUAGAUCCAAAUACUUUAAAAGGACGUUUAAUUGAAUUAUCUAUUAAAAAGAAAAAUGAAAGUAAAUAUCAUUUUAAUUAUUAAAAUAGUUAAAACUGGUCUUGCUAGAGAAGAAAAUAUUAUGAGAUAAAAUAAAUUAAUAUCUGAUCUUUUUACAAUUAAAUAAAAUACAACUAAUCUUAUUACAGGAAUGAUUAAUUAGAAUUCUUAUGUUUAAUCAAAUACAUAAGUCUUAUUACAUGAAUUUUAAGGUUUAUUAGAAGUUGGUAUUAAGAAUUUUGAAUUGGCAAAAGAAAAAUAUUUAUUAGAAGAAUAAAGAUUAUUAAAUUUUAAAAAAAGAAAAGAAAAAUUAGAUAUUUUAUAAAAUUCUUUAACAGAAGAUUUAAGGAAUAAAUUUGAUAAAUGGUAAUAUGAAUAAUCUCAUCAUCCUAAUUUAGAUAUUUGUUAUAGAAGUAUUAUUAAAAUUGUAAUAAUUUAGGCACACUAUUAGAUUUUUAUUUACAAGUAGGAUUUGGUUAUAGAGAUUUACCUGCUAGUAGAUAAAUUUAAAUUGAUUUAGAAGAAUCAAAAAAAUAACUUAAUUUAAAAAUAACUUUACUUUUAACAUCAUAUAAAUUUGUAUUAAAAAUGAACUCUCCAAUAAAAGAAGAUUUUGUAUUAUAACCAAUAUAUUUAUUUGAUAAUUACUGUCCAACUUCAUUAUUAUUUAGAAUUCAUAUACUUGGAUAAGAAGAUGAAAUUAAAAGUCACAAAGCAAAAAACUAAAAAGAAUUUGAAAGAUGGAUGUCAGAUAGAAUGUAUAUGCAUUUAGAAUUCAAAAAAGUAAUUAAAGAAUAAAAUUUAACAAAUAAAAUAGCUAUUAUUGAAAUUUGGAAUGAAAGUUCAAUUACUAUAUUAGGAAGAUGUUUUGUUCCUUUAUUUUAAGAUUCUAUUAUGUUUUAAGAAUCCUCAAUUGUUUGUUCGCUUUAUAAAGAGUGUGAUGUCAUUUCUUAUGAUGGAAAUUAUAUUAUUGGUUAACUUGAUAUUGGAGUUCUUGUUUAAUAUACAGAUGAUGAAAUCAAAAAUGAUAUUGAUUUCUAAGAAAAACCCAAAGAAAUUUUAGUUGUAGAUAAACCAUAAAAUGAAUCCUAAAAAAUAGAGAAUGAAUCAAAAGUAUAACCUAUUCCUUAACCUUAAGAAUAUCAUGAUAUAAUAAGGGUUUAUUAUUCUGGAUAAGAAGAAACUAAACUAGUUGUAAAUAAUCCAAUUAUGCUAAAUUCAUAAUUUUUGAAGUAUCAAAUUUUCGAUAUUUUUUUAGAUUUAUUAAAACUUUAACAAUUGUUGGAGAUUCAUCAGUCAAAUUAGAUUAUUAUAACGACUAUGAAAUACAUUUUAUAUGCAACAUAUAUGAUGUAGCAGAAACAUUUUUAAUUCUUUAUGAUCAUCUUAAAGAAAAUAUACUUUAAGUCUAUAGAUUUGUAAUAUAUAAAUGUUAAUCAAUUGUAUAUAAUGACUUUGUAGGAAGACUUAGCAAUUUAUAUAUUCCAUACGAAACUAAUCUAACAGAUAAAAUUGAAGUUGUACCAGCUAAUCCUUUUUUAAUUAGACCUAAAUUAGAUGAUCUACCAGUUAUUAAAGAUUCUUUAUUUUAUAUUCCUGUUCAAUGUUUAGCAAUUGAGUCAUAAUUUAUUACAACCAGAUUUACUAUUUAAUAAGGAGAUAGUAUGGAAACAAGAUUAAUUCACUUUAAACCAAAAGAAAACAAAGUUUUUUAACUUUUUAAUCUUGAUUGCCCUAAAAAUCAAGAAAAAUAAGAAUAGGUUCUUUAUUAAAAUAGAUCAGAUAAAGCAGUUUUCUUAUCAAUUACUUCAUCUAAUUCUGCUCUUUAAUUAUUAACACAUACACUCAAAUUAGAACCUUAUUAAUCUUCUCCCAUUUAAUUUUUACUCAAAAAGUAUGGUUACACAAAAAAAUAAUAAAUUAAGCUCUAUUUAACAAAUUUAGAAUGCGAUUAUAAAGAUUGUAUGAUGUUUAAAAUUAAUUAUUAUUGA